Sabethes cyaneus is the source of this 960-nucleotide messenger RNA. RefSeq lists its product as uncharacterized. Lineage: Eukaryota; Metazoa; Arthropoda; Insecta; Diptera; Culicidae. The coding region runs from base 1 to 960 and encodes 319 amino acids. The record is from RefSeq and is a predicted model, not a curated record. Gene Ontology annotation, molecular function: nucleic acid binding; RNA-DNA hybrid ribonuclease activity. Gene Ontology annotation, biological process: DNA replication, removal of RNA primer. The transcript has a single exon.
AUGGACGAACUUGCCAUACCACAUAUUGCCAUCGAGAACGAAAAUCUCCCAGACACACUGACCUGGGAAGAAAAAGCACUCCAUAUAAACACCGGAAUUCCAGAAAAGCUUCCCCCGAAAGCAAAGCAAACUCUGUUCAGAGAACUUCGUAACACAGACUACCCACAUCAUAAUCAUAUAUACACGGAUGGAUCAAAAACAUCUGAUGGCGUCGGCUGCGGUAUUUUUUCUCAAGAUGCAAAUAUCGUCAUCUGUCUUCCCUCACACUUAUCAAUAUUUAGCGCCGAAGCCUUUGCAAUUAUCAAAGCCCUAGAGCUAUGCACCAUAGGUCUGAACGUUAUAUUCAGUGAUUCCAGAAGCGUUCUCGAGGCGGUGGCUAAUAACAACUCUAACCACCCCUGGAUAAUCAACAUCAGAAAAUUACUCCAUGAAAAACAAGGAAACACAGCUCUCUGUUGGGUACCAGCACAUGUAAAUAUCCACGGUAACGAAAAGGCGGACGCUCUAGCAAAAAAAGGAGCAUCGCUGAAAACCCCAAUCGACAUUAAAACACCCUUUGAGGACUUCAAACGGCUAGUAAACGACCAGAUCAUCACCACCUGGUGCAAUAUAUGGGCCAGUAGCACCAGUAAACUAAGGCGAAUCAAAAACACACCCUUCGAAUGGACAACAUCUUACUCAAACGACAGAUUCAUUAACCGAGUGAUUACCAGGUUAAGAAUCGGACACACCAGACUAACACAUGGCCACUUUGCGAAGAAAGAAGACCCCGCGAUGUGCCCAAGCUGCGGCACCAGAAUAACGGUUGAACACAUUCUUGUCGACUGCCGACUUUACGACGCAGAAAGACAAAGAUGUAAACUAGGCACAUCCUUGCAAGGAAUACUGGGUGACGAUAUUAGCAUUCUAAAGAAAACGGUUGAAUUUUUGAAAGCAGCAAACUUGCAAGCGCAUAUUUAA